Messenger RNA from Botrytis sinoallii, 693 nucleotides. RefSeq lists its product as uncharacterized. The transcript has 3 exons. NCBI's taxonomy places the organism in Eukaryota, Fungi, Ascomycota, Leotiomycetes, Helotiales, Sclerotiniaceae. The coding region runs from base 1 to 693 and encodes 230 amino acids. The record is from RefSeq and is a predicted model, not a curated record.
AUGCCUCCAAAGAAAGAACCAAGAUUUAAGCCCAAGGCCAAGAGGGCAAAUAAUGAAUUGAGAGCCGAGAGAGAGAGGUUGGCUGCAAUUGCAGCACAUGCUGCUGCCGUCCGAGUAGAAAGGGAGCAAGAAGAGUCAAGGAUAAGAGAGGGAGAAGGAGAAGAAGAGGAAAGACGUGGUGCUUCGGCACAUAAUCCUUCUGGCACUGGUGGUUUCUGGGUGGGGGGUAAUGAGUGUUGGCAUGAGGAGGGAGGAGAUCUUGCGGGCGUUUCUGCGGGCAUUAGCUCCAGCACAUUUUCGGGUCUAACAUAUAGACCAAAGAACGCACCCACGCCUGCGCAAAUGGAGGAGCAGCGCCAGAAGCAAAAUGAGCGCCGCAAGGCACACAAAAGAAAGGGUCGGCAGCUUAAGCGCGAGGCGGCAAACAAAGCCGAUGCCAAGAUUGUUAAGGGUAUGGCCCGUUUGAGAAUCGCGGAGCGGAUUGCGGCGGGAGAGGAAGUCGCUUUUGAUGAGGACGAGGAUGAGGAAGAAGAAGAUAGGAUCUGGACUACGGUCCUCGGUAACUGGAGUCUACCGGACGAUGACGAUGACGAUGAUGUAUGUGGGGGAGCUGGUGGGCUCGGUGGUUCAUUCGGGGGAGGAUCUGGCGCUGGAGGCCAAGGAGUAAACCAACUCCUUCUCUCCGGAAACUAA